This is a messenger RNA of Hypoxylon trugodes, 1423 nucleotides long. RefSeq lists its product as uncharacterized. Bases 185 to 1000 code for a protein of 271 amino acids. The transcript has 3 exons. The record is from RefSeq and is a predicted model, not a curated record. NCBI's taxonomy places the organism in Eukaryota, Fungi, Ascomycota, Sordariomycetes, Xylariales, Hypoxylaceae.
AGCCUGCUCUAUGCCACACUGCAAGACGGGACCAAUCACAGGCGAAUGCUACCAUCUACUGUAACCUGUGCUUGUCUCAAAGUGCCCAGGGAAUGAUUGGGCAGUAUAAAGCAACGAGUCGCUCCCUACGGCUUAAAGUCGACUUACCUUACCAUUUCAAAAUGAAAGAUUGAAUGACGCAACUAUGGUUAGGGACGCAAGCCUUGAGUCUGUUUUGCCCUUUCAAGGGGUAAACAUGGAUGAGGGUAUAGAUUCCAUCCAACUUGAUUUUAAAAACCCAUUGCCUUGGGUAAUGACUCGGCACCGUCUGAAUAUCAUCAAGUGUCUCAGCUGUGGACCUCGAGGUGACGCCAAUGAAGCGCGCCAAAUGCGCGAGAUUGGAGAUCGACACUUUCGAAUACAUCUUGUCGAGCUACAUCGAAUGCGCUUGAGGACACUUCAGUGCAAGCUCGUGGGACAUUCAGUGAACAUGCGGUUCAAAAAUGGCGAAAACGUGGCUGGAUGGGAGAAGGACCUGAAGGAGUACGUGGAAGCAUUGCGGGAUUAUGAUUAUAUACAAGAAUGUGCCCAAAGAGAUCGAGACCCAUUCUACGUCACCGCAGAAAGAAUUACUGAUGACGAAAUCAUGCAAGCUGCAAUAGAGCAUAUAAACCUAGGACUGUUCAACCCACUCAACGACUGCCGCCCAAUCGAAAAAUGGGAAACUGUGAAUACACCAAUUGGAGGGACGCGAGGCGAGCAUAUAAAGAGGACUUGGCUGGGAAAGUUCAUAUGGCGUCUAAUAUUCGCAAUAUUUGGGAGCGGAUUCCUUAUCGGGCCAAUGUGGUUAAUGGUUCUACAUAAUUCUCGGAUCAUCUGCUUGGCAUCAACAACAGGGUUCGUCGCUUUAUUCGGCUUCAUCAUGGCGAUGUUGCUGGAGAAGAAUAUUGACGUCCUUUCUUCUACAUCUGCCUACGCCGCCGUGUUGGUCGUUUUCGUUGGACUGGCUGUUCAACAAUAGUGAGUAUCAUCUCGUAACAUAAAAGCGAUCUACUAGAACAAUAUGAGGUUCCCUACAUACUCAAAUACCUACGAUUAACUCUAAGGACACCUUGAGACGGGUAGUAUAGGAAUUUACAAGGCACAUUCUCAGAUACAAGCACUACAACAACGAAAUCAAGCAUAUAAUAUCAAUGCAACAUCAAACCAAUACUAUAAGAUCCAGGGGUUUGUCAUGAAUCAAUUCGUAUCUAUGUUGCAAUAGGAUCAUUAAAGGCGACGCACUUUAUGUGUCAGUCUCUCCACACCUCCAGCUAAGCCGAACAUAAUAAUCCGGCGCAAAUAAAAUGGGACAAAGAGAGGUAAGCUAAUACAUAGCAAAUUUGGAUGUAGGAAGCGGACGCAUCGUCUCAUGUUAAACAACGUAAGCCCCUCCAACUCCUAA